AUGGUGGAGGUGGGGCCGUCCAUUAUCAUUCAGGGGAUUUGCGGCGUCCUCGGCCUGCGGGACCGUUACUUAACUGUCAGAAUUGAGCAUCUCCCUCCUGUUGUUAUCGGGGACACGGUGACACUCAAGUGUAAUUUCCGGACGGAUGGCAACCUCCGAGAGAUCGUCUGGUUUCGGGUGUUGGACGACGGGACCGCUAAGCAUAAAAUCUUUACCUACGAUGCCAUGUACAACACCAACUACUCCAACAUGGAGGACACCCACCGACCGGAGGACCUGGUGUAUCAGUCCACCGUGCGGCUCCCUGAGGUGCAGAUGGAGGACGACGGCUUGUAUGAGUGUCAUGUGGGAAUCUACGACCGGAUGCUCAGAGACAAAGUUGUUCUGUCCUCCAGCAGCAUCUUCCUCUCCAUCAUCGCACCUCCAAAGUCCAUUUCAGUGGUGGCCGCCGAUAGUCCGGCUCCCUUCAGUCGCUAUGAGGCCCAAAACUUCACUCUGGUCUGCAUCGUCACGGGAGGCAAACCAGCUCCUCAGGUGUACUUCAAGCGGGACGGUGAACUUAUUGAAGUUGUGCCUUCGGGCCAGUCCUCCUCAUCAUUGGUGAACGAGAGUAAACUUCAGGGAACAGGAAGGAGCCAGGCCAAGGACAAAGGGGGUGUUCAAAGCUCCCAGCUUCUCAUCAGCCAAGACCCAGAUGAGACCAAACUGCAGAGGUCUCUGUCUUUGCUGGAGGAAGAGGGAAAGCUGCCUCAGCUGGGCAAGGAGGGCCCCACAAUGAAAGAGGAUGAAGAGCAAGGGUUCGAGCCGGACCCCAACCCGACCACGGAGGUCAUCCCCGAGACCGUGGUGAGCCGGGAGUUCCCUCGGUGGGUCCAGAGCACAGACCCACUCUAUUACUUCCAGCAUCAGCGAAAGGUUGCUCGUGACGGGACCAUGGAAGUGCGAGCCAUGCUGACCUGGAGCCUCAACCCCCAGCUGGACAACGAGGCGCUCUUCAGCUGUGUGGUCAAACACCCGGCCCUGUCCAUGCCCAUGCAGGCCGAGGUCACCCUGUCUGCUCCGAGGGGGCCGAAGCUGUCGAUGAGCCCUAACAAAGCCAAGGUCGGUGACACCGUCCGGAUUACAGUCCAGGGGUUCCAGCUCGGGUCAUCUGCAAAUGGGGUGUUUCCUGAACCCCUGUUCACCUGGACCAAGGUUGGUGGACAUCUACUGGAUGGCCGCGAGGCGCAUGACGGCAGAGAACUCAUACUGGAACGAGUUCCUGCCGAACUCAAUGGCUCCAUGUUCCGCUGCACGGCCCAGAAUCCUCUGGGCUCAACCGAUACCCACACACGUCUCAUUGUGUUUGAGAACCCAAGACUCAUGAAAGGAAAAGGAAAAGAACACUUGAUAGAUGAGGCGUGCUGUCUCAAGUCGCUGGGCCUGACCUCCAUCUUGCUCCGACUCACGCUGGUGUUAGAAGUGACGUGA
This is a messenger RNA of Lampris incognitus (smalleye Pacific opah), 1470 nucleotides long. RefSeq names its product immunoglobin superfamily, member 21b (gene igsf21b). The record is from RefSeq and is a predicted model, not a curated record. Bases 1 to 1470 code for a protein of 489 amino acids. The transcript has 10 exons. Gene Ontology annotation, biological process: heterophilic cell-cell adhesion; homophilic cell-cell adhesion. Lineage: Eukaryota; Metazoa; Chordata; Actinopteri; Lampriformes; Lampridae. Gene Ontology annotation, cellular component: adherens junction.